Molecule: messenger RNA, 2571 nt
Organism: Callithrix jacchus (white-tufted-ear marmoset)
Lineage: Eukaryota; Metazoa; Chordata; Mammalia; Primates; Cebidae
Gene: NOTUM
Product: notum, palmitoleoyl-protein carboxylesterase
Biological process (GO): protein depalmitoleylation; negative regulation of canonical Wnt signaling pathway
Molecular function (GO): palmitoleyl hydrolase activity
Source: RefSeq, a predicted model, not a curated record
UGGCCGCGGUGAAUGGAGCCGCCGGGGCCGCCCGGCCGCGCUGCCCCCCACGGAGCCGGGCCGGGAGCGCCUCCGGCGGCCGCGGCGGGGUAGUCCAGGCCCCUCCGUCAGGCUUGCGGUUUGGGAAGAAAAGGCGAUGCCUCCGCCAAGAAAAGAGCGAGAGCGGCCCCCUCCCCCCUCCGCCGAACCCGGGCGGCGGCGGCACAUCUAACGCGCGGGCACCCGGGCCGCCGCGGCCCCCGCAAAUACGCCCAGGCUCGGCCCCCGCCGUUCAUUGGCGCGGGCCGGAGCCAGCGCACCCAGACCCUGCGCUGCCCUCGGACGGCCGGGCGCGAAGCCCCAGCAGCGGAGGCCGACGGCACCCGUCCCCGAGCGCCUCGACGCCCAACCACCCGCGCCUUCUCCGCCAGACCCGGCGGCCGGGAGCGGGGGCGAGCGAGCAGGAGCCGCCGGCACCCAGCGGCCCGGGCACCCCCGGCCCGGCACCCCCCGCCGCCACCGCCUCAAGGCCGCCCGCUGUCCGCAGGUGGCCGCGGACCCGAGCGGCGCGGCCAUGGGCCAAGGGGUGCGCGUGCUGCUGCUGCUGCUGGGCCUGCUGCACUGCGCUGGGGGCGGCGAGGCCAGGAAGACCUGGCGGCGCCAGGGUCAGCAGCCGCCCCCGCCGCCGCCCCUGCCGCCACCACCCCCGCGGACCGAGCCGGCGCCGGCGGCUGGACAGCCAGUGGAGAGCUUCCCGCUGGACUUCACGGCCGUGGAGGGCAACAUGGACAGCUUCAUGGCACAGGUCAAGAGCCUGGCGCAGUCCCUGUACCCCUGCUCCGCGCCGCAGCUUAACGAGGACCUGCGCCUGCACCUCCUGCUCAACACCUCGGUGACCUGCAACGACGGAAGCCCCGCCGGCUACUAUCUGAAGGAGUCCAAGGGCAGCAGGCGGUGGCUGCUCUUCCUGGAAGGCGGCUGGUAUUGCUUCAACCGCGAGAACUGCGACUCCAGAUACGACACCAUGCGGCGCCUCAUGAGCUCCCGGGACUGGCCGCGCACUCGCAGAGGCACAGGCAUCCUGUCCUCACAGCCGGAGGAGAACCCCCAUUGGUGGAACGCAAACAUGGUGCUGCCGGGCGGCCGGCACCGUGGCAGGCUCACUGUCGUGUGUUGCAGCUUCAUCCCUUACUGCUCCAGUGAUGUUUGGAGCGGGGCUUCAUCUAAGUCCGAGAAGAAUGAGUAUGCAUUCAUGGGCACCCUCAUCAUCCAGGAGGUGGUGCGAGAGCUCCUGGGCAGAGGGCUGAGCGGGGCCAAGGUGCUGCUGCUGGCCGGCAGCAGCGCGGGGGGCACUGGGGUGUUGCUGAAUGUGGACCGCGUGGCUGAGCAGCUGGAGGAGCUGGGCUACCCGGCCAUCCAGGUGCGAGGCCUGGCCGACUCCGGCUGGUUCCUGGACAGCAAGCAGUAUCGCCACACAGACUGCAUCGACACCAUCACGUGUGCGCCCACGGAGGCCAUCCGCCGUGGCAUCAGAUACUGGAACGGGGUGGUCCCAGAACGCUGCCGCCGCCAGUUCCAGGAGGGCGAGGAGUGGAACUGCUUCUUCGGCUACAAGAUCUACCCGACUCUGCGCUGCCCCGUGUUCGUGGUGCAGUGGCUGUUUGACGAGGCCCAGCUGACUGUCGGCAACGUGCACCUCUCAGGGCAGCCCGUGCAGGAGGGCCAGCGGCUGUACAUCGAGAAUCUCGGCCGCGAGGUGCGCCACACACUCAAGGAUGUGCCGGCCAGCUUUGCCCCUGCCUGCCUCUCCCAUGAGAUCAUCAUCCGGAGCCACUGGACGGAUGUCCAGGUGAAGGGGAUCUCACUGCCCCGAGCACUGCACUGCUGGGAUAGGAGCCUCCAUGAUAGCCACAAAGCCAGCAAGACCCCCCUAAAGGGCUGUCCCGUCCACCUAGUGGACAGCUGCCCCUGGCCCCACUGCAACCCCUCGUGUCCCACUGUCCGGGACCAGUUCACGGGGCAGGAGAUGAACGUGGCCCAGUUCCUCAUGCACAUGGGCUUCGAUGUGCAGACGGUGGCCCAGCAGCAGGGACUGGAGCCCAGCGAGCUGCUGGGGAUGCUAAGCAGCGGAAGCUAGGCAGACUGUCUGGAGGAGGAGCCAGCACCAAGGGGCAAGGCCACCCGCUGCCCAGUGCCAUCUCACCCCCCACCAGGCCCUCCCAUCUCUUCAGGACAGGCCCCCAGCCAUCCCCCUGCCUGGGUCUGCCCACCGGCCUCCCGGCCCUGGCUUUGCCUGCCCAUCUCCCAUGGUGUGUAAGAGGCCCAGCCAGAGACAGGGGAUGUGCUGUCAUCCCCAGCUGUGGCCCGAGAGCCCUUCCCGAUGAGGGGAGCCAGAAGAAAUGCGCUGGAUUCCUCAGCCCACCAGCUCAGACAGCCCCCAACCGGCCCCACCCAUCAAGCCCUUUUAUAUUAUUUUAUAAAAUGACUUUUUUAUUACUUUAAUUUUUUAAAAAAGGAACAAUCAAGAAAUAUAUGAUGAAUGAUAUUGUUUUGUAACUUUUUUUAAAUGAUGAAAAAAAGAUAAGAACCUCA